Molecule: messenger RNA, 919 nt
Organism: Doryrhamphus excisus (bluestripe pipefish)
Lineage: Eukaryota; Metazoa; Chordata; Actinopteri; Syngnathiformes; Syngnathidae
Product: nucleoside diphosphate kinase B-like
Biological process (GO): UTP biosynthetic process; GTP biosynthetic process; CTP biosynthetic process
Molecular function (GO): nucleoside diphosphate kinase activity
Source: RefSeq, a predicted model, not a curated record
GCGGGACCCACACACGCCGGAAAUGAGUCAUCAUUUGGGGGUGUGUUAUUUUCCGACACUUCCGGAGUGUGCGCCCUCACAUAAAGCCCAGCAGCGCUGUGCUGUCUCUCUUUGGCCACCAUUGCAUCUGCUUCGACGUGUACCCGCCACACAACACCAUUGUAAGAGUCAUGGCAGAUCUGACAGAGCGCACCUUCAUUGCCAUCAAGCCGGACGGCGUACAGAGGGGCAUCAUCGGGGAGGUCAUUUCCAGAUUUGAAAAGAAAGGUUUCAAACUGGUUGCCAUGAAAAUGCUUCAAGCAUCUGAGGACCUCCUAAUGCAGCACUACAUCGACCUGAAAGACCGACCUUUCUUCCCAACUCUCAUCAACUACAUGAGUUCUGGUCCAGUGGUCGCCAUGGUGUGGGAAGGCAAAGGUGUUGUCAAGACCGGACGGGUGAUGCUCGGUGAAACCAACCCUGCCGAAUCCAAACCCGGAACCAUCAGGGGAGACUUCUGCAUUGAUGUCAGCAAAAACAUCAUCCACGGCAGUGACUUAGUGGAGAACGCUAAAAAGGAGAUUUCCCUGUGGUUCAAGGACGAGGAACUGAACACCUACACGAGCUGUGCCUUCAGCUGGCUCUACUGAGCGCUGUCGUGCAACAAAAGGGCACGCUUUAAUCGGGACCGUAGACACCUCUGUGGUUUGGCUUUCUUUUGCCUCUUUUUACCGAACGGGAAAAGUAGUUUUGGCUUGCUGAAUAAAUCCAUAGUGUACUUCCUGGGCAUGUUCUCCUAAACAUUCCAUUGCCUCAAUCACCUUGUCCUCAGUGUCCAAUGCGUACUUUACAAUAAAAGUCCUUCAAAUGUGGGUUUUUGGUUUUUUUGCCUUGUACACACAGUUGAUUUCAAAUAAAAACAACCAUGUUAAAAUACUGA